Messenger RNA from Pseudophryne corroboree (corroboree frog), 1816 nucleotides. Its product is annotated as cholesterol 24-hydroxylase-like. The record is from RefSeq and is a predicted model, not a curated record. The transcript has 15 exons. Gene Ontology annotation, biological process: cholesterol catabolic process. Bases 221 to 1732 code for a protein of 503 amino acids. Lineage: Eukaryota; Metazoa; Chordata; Amphibia; Anura; Myobatrachidae. Gene Ontology annotation, molecular function: heme binding; cholesterol 24-hydroxylase activity; iron ion binding.
CCCCGAUGCUUAGUGCUGUGCACUUCAGUGAUCCCUUGUCAGCUGGGCCCCAGUCAGGAAGAGGCCAGGCCCCUGUCUAGAUAGAAGUAACUGCUGGUAUGCAGGAGACCGCCCCACUACUGCUCGCAGUCACUUGCCUGGCUGUCUCUUAUAACAUUACACAAGCGUCACCCUGACCGUACAGAUAUAUCCUGUAUACAGUAUAGUCCCUGCAGUCACCAUGGGGCUGUGGGGCUUUAUCUCCUGGGUCUUUCUGCUGCUGCUGGCUGUGGCUGUGAUCUCUUUCCUCCUGUAUUGUGGAUACAUCCACUACAUUCACAUGAAGUAUGACCACAUCCCCGGCCCCCCCAGAGACAGCUUUUUGUUUGGACAUUCCCCAACAAUACUGAAGAUAAUGAGGAGCGAUGGACUUGUGUAUGACCUGUUUAUGGAUUGGGUUCUGAAAUAUGGUCCAGUGGUACGGAUUAAUGGUUUCCACAAAGUGACACUUUUAGUUGUCAGCCCUGAUGCAGUAAAGGAAUUUCUGAUGGUUCCAAAAUACAAGAAGGCUUGGUUCUAUGAGCGUUUGUCUAAAAUAUUCGGGAUCCGGUUCAUGGGAAAAGGUUUAGUGACAGAUCGAGAUAAUGAUCAUUGGCACAAACAGAGGAGGAUUAUGGACCCGGCAUUCAGUAGAACCUACCUGAUUGGGUUAAUGGAGCCCUUCAAUGAGAAAGCGGAGAACCUGAUGGAGAUGCUGACAAGGAAGGCUGAUGGGAAAUGUCAUGUUGGAAUGCACAGUCUGAUGAGUAGGGUCACCCUGGAUGUAAUAUCAAAGGUUGCCUUUGGGAUGGAGUUGAACUCUCUGGAGGAUGAUCAGACACCAUUUCCACGGGCUAUAUCUCUGGCUAUGAGGGCUAUGGUGGAAAUGAGAAAUCCUUUACUCCAGUACUCUUUGGAAAAACGAGCCUUUGUAAAAGAUGUCAAGAAGAGUAUCCUCCUGCUGAGGAAAACGGGGAGAGAAUGCAUUGAAAGGCGGAAAAAGGCGAUAGAGGACGGAGAGGAAAUUCCGGUAGAUAUACUCACACAGAUUGUCAAAGGGGCAGCUCUGGAGGAGGACUGCGAUAUGGAGGAUUUACUGGAUAACUUUGUAACAUUCUUUAUUGCAGGUCAAGAAACAACAGCCAACCAAUUGUCAUUUGCUGUGCUGGAACUGGCACGUAACCCGGAGAUACUAGAAAAAGCCCAGGCUGAAGUGGAUGAAGUUAUUGGUGACAGAAGAGACAUUGAGUAUGAAGAUCUUGGGAAACUGCAGUAUUUGUCUCAGGUCUUGAAGGAGACCUUACGGCUAUACUCCACAGCUCCAGGUACAACACGGGCACUGGAAGAAGAAAUGAUCAUAGAGGGGGUGAGAAUUCCCCCUGAUACAACUGUGAUGUUUAACUCCUACAUCAUGCAAAGGAUGGAGCAGUUUUUUCCAGAUCCACUCGUCUUCAACCCAGACAGAUUUCACCCAGAUGCCCCAAAGCCGUACUUUUCCUAUUUCCCAUUCUCUCUGGGGCCACGAUCUUGCAUUGGACAAGUCUUUGCACAGAUGGAAGCGAAGGUGGUGAUGGCCAAAUUCCUGCAAAGAUUUGACUUUCAGCUGGUAGAAGGACAGAGCUUCAAAAUUUUGGACACAGGGACUCUACGCCCAAUGGGUGGGGUGAUCUGCAGACUGAGGCAGCGAACAAACUCAGGAAAAACAAAGAUAUAGACUUUUAUACUAUUAAUAUUUUAAACAUCAGGAAUUUACGGUGUCAUUUGUAUUUGUAACAAUGAUUAAAGGGGCAGCACAGUA